Messenger RNA from Dioscorea cayenensis subsp. rotundata (Guinea yam), 602 nucleotides. Its product is annotated as heavy metal-associated isoprenylated plant protein 21-like. Gene Ontology annotation, molecular function: metal ion binding. The transcript is spliced from 3 exons. NCBI's taxonomy places the organism in Eukaryota, Viridiplantae, Streptophyta, Magnoliopsida, Dioscoreales, Dioscoreaceae. The record is from RefSeq and is a predicted model, not a curated record. The coding region runs from base 69 to 524 and encodes 151 amino acids.
GCUCAAGUUGUCAACCAACACUGAACUUUGUCAUUGCCAUUCUGUUUCCAAGACAAACUGUGAGAGAAAUGGGUGCAUUUGACUACCUCUCCAACAUCUGCAGUGUUACCAAUACAAAGAGAACUCUCAAAUUGAAGAAAAGGAAGCCAUUGCAGACUGUGGAGUUGAAGGUGAAGAUGGACUGUGAUGGCUGUGAGAGGAGAGUGAGGCAUGCUGUUCGUUCCAUUAAAGGUGUAACUGCAGUGGAGGUGAACAGAAAACAAAGUAAAGUGGCUGUGACUGGUCAUGUAGAUACUAAGAAGGUGAUAAAGAAGGUGAGAAGUAUAGGAAAGAGAGCAGAGCCUUGGCCUUAUGUAGAAUACAAUCUUGUCUACUAUCCAUACGCUGCUCAAGCAUAUGACAAAAAGGCACCAACUGGUUAUGUUCGCAAUGUUCCUCAAGCUUUGCCAAACCCAGGAGCACCAGAGGAGAGGUACACAACACUCUUCAGUGAUGAAAAUGUUAAUGCAUGCUCAAUAAUGUGAUGAACUGGUUUUAGUUUGUUUUCUCUUUUGUUUAAUGGACUGGUAUAUCAAUGAAUAUGAGUGGAUGAUUGGCCUACA